AUGCUGGCUGAAGCGACCGCCCAGGGUGUUCGUUAUGUGGCUCGGUGUCAUCGCUCUGAAACUGUCCAAGUUUCCGGAUCCGACGAUGACAUCCAGCAUAGUGUUCGAUGGGGACUGGACGUAAUAACAGCUACUAAUCACCGUCUAAACCGUCGAAUACGGAAGAGGAGCAACAUAUCUAAUGCCCGGAGGGAACGCAGCAGCGCCGCCCGCGCCACCAGCCUCAAGCGAUUAUCCAGUCCGGCUAGCAGUUCUGAUCUCCUUCCUCCCGCCAAACGGCCUUAUUCAGCGCCUCCGACGAGAGCUGCUCACGCCCUUACAAACCAUGGCACAUCGACGUGUUCUUUGCUUGGCGCCUUUAAGUACUGUAUCGAGGGAUACGAAUCCUUAUACGAGGCAGGCUUCCUCGAUAGAGACAUCUCGAUUCAGAGUCUCAUAAUUAACGAGGAUGAGAACAAUCCAGAGUCACGAAAUAAUAUUGCCUCGGGGGCCAAGGGGAAAAUAUUAGGCACAAGGGCCUUCAUGGCGAUCGACGCGCUUUUAGGCGAGCGACACUCGUUCACGCAUGAUCUGGAUACAGCAGGGGCCGUUCCCGAGUUCGACAACGACGAACGUGAUUUUCUCAGGGACGCCGAGGCAUAUUCCACUCCCUACCAUCAACCGCUGAUUCCGUGCGUCAGCAAGCUGCGGGGAGUUGUGUUCCGGAAUGGGAGGUGGGCGAGAGAGGAUCAGGGGUUGUACACCCGGAUGAGAAAAGACGCCGGAGGAGGCCGAAGAAGAUUUGAGGGCAUGGUAAGUAGGUAG
This is a messenger RNA of Durotheca rogersii, 804 nucleotides long. RefSeq lists its product as uncharacterized. The record is from RefSeq and is a predicted model, not a curated record. Lineage: Eukaryota; Fungi; Ascomycota; Sordariomycetes; Xylariales; Xylariaceae. The transcript is spliced from 5 exons. The coding region runs from base 1 to 804 and encodes 267 amino acids.